AAAAGACAAGAAGAAGAAGAACGCCCAUUUUGCUCACACCGUCUAGGCAUCGAAGUGUGCUGAAAUAUUAACAGACAGAAGAGGACAAAGAGCUGCAAUGGACGGUGAUGUUGCAGUUGGUGUGAAGAGAGGCUCAGAUGAGCUCAACAUGUACGGUAGCAGCCCCAACUCUAUGACUGCAAACGGCAGUGACAGUAAGAAACAGCGUCUGGAUGAAUCCCCUCCCUCCAGAGUUCUCCACAUCAGGAAACUUCCCAAUGAAGUGUCAGAGACUGAAGUCAUUGCUCUGGGGCUGCCCUUUGGGAAGGUCACCAAUAUACUGAUGCUGAAAGGGAAAAAUCAGGCGUUUCUAGAGUUGGGUACAGAGGAAGCAGCCAUUACUAUGGUGAACUACUACACAGCUGUCACACCACAGGUCAGAAACACUCCUGUCUUCAUCCAAUACUCCAACCAUAAGGAACUGAAAACAGACUCAGCUCUGAACCAGAGGGCCCAGGCAGUGUUGCAGGCAGUGUCAGCAGUUCAGGAUGGAAGCUCACCGUCCUCUGACCCUGGAGUGUUGGACCUAGCUCCACCCCCCAGCCCUGUCCUGCGAAUUAUCAUUGACAACAUGUUUUAUCCUGUGACCCUGGAUGUUCUCCAACAGAUCUUCAGUAAGUUCGGGACCGUAAUGAAGAUUAUAACCUUCACCAAGAACAACCAGUUUCAGGCUCUUCUGCAGUUCAGCGACCCCGUCAAUGCACAGCAAGCUAAACUGUCUUUGGAUGGACAGAACAUCUAUAAUUCAUGCUGCACUCUGCGGAUAGACUUCAGUAAACUGGUUAACCUCAACGUCAAAUACAACAACGAUAAGAGUCGAGAUUACACCAGACCAGACCUUCCUACUGGAGAUGGAGAGUCGGCCAACAAGGAUCAUUCUUUAUUGGGUACCCCAUCUGGAGCGCUAGCUUCCUACUCUAGUGGAGGAGGUUACUCGUCUUCUCUCUCUCUCUCGCAGGGUGGAGGAGCCAUUAGUCCAUUGAGUGCCGCAGCGGCGGCGGCAGCAGCUGCGGGUCGGGUUGCUCUGUCUGGGUCCGGAGUGUCAGGGGUCCUGUUGGCGUCCAACCUGAAUGAAGAGAUGGUCACGCCUCAAAGUCUCUUUACCCUCUUCGGAGUCUACGGUGAUGUCCAGAGGGUAAAGAUCCUCUACAACAAAAAGGACAGCGCUCUGAUACAGUUGUCUGAUGGCAACCAGGCUCAGCUGGCUAUGAGCCACUUGAACGGUCAGAAGGUGUUUGGUAAAGUGAUGAGAGUAACGCUGUCUAAACAUCAGACGGUGGCUUUGCCCAGAGAAGGAUUGGAUGACCAACUACUAACGAAAGACUUUUCUGGCUCUCCACUCCAUCGCUUUAAGAAGCCAGGAUCCAAAAACUUCCAGAACAUCUUUCCUCCAUCUGCAACACUUCACCUCUCCAAUAUCCGGGAUGGAGUUGGAGAGGAUGAUCUGCGUCUUCUGUUCUCUAACAGCGGAGGAACCGUCAAGGCCUUCAAGUUCUUCCAGGACCGUAAGAUGUCUUUAAUCCAGAUGUCGUCAGUCGAGGAAGCGAUUCAGGCUCUGAUGGACCUUCACAACUACGACAUGGGAGGAAAUCACCAUCUGAAAGUUUCCUUUUCAAAGUCUACCAUCUAACCCUAACACCCGACUCCUGAACCUUAAGAUCUAUGACGAGCGAGGAAGUCACUACUAUUUGUCUCCUUAUUUUACAUUUUCUGUUAACCUCUUCUGCGCUACCCCCAAACCUUUGAUUAAGCAGUACAAUAUAUAUCUCUGAAACGUUCAAAACUUCAAAUUCAAACUAAACCAUUUGAAAUAGUUUUCAGUUAAAAUACUGAGAAUCAAAAUUCCACAAAGGACAUUUUGUCAUCCAGUAGAAGCAGUACGUGCUUCAGUCCUUACCACCAGUGGUUUAACGUCUCACCUUGCUUAAUCUAAAAGUGUACUCUAGGGUGAGUCAGUACACCUUGACAUCACAGUAGGGUGUGGUUAUUAGUGCAAUUAAGAACACUUCUGACCACAGCCGUCAGUGGUGCUGGUUGAAUCCUUCAAUCAUAGGGGGUCAGUAAACUUUUCAGCCUGCUGUCACUCUAUAGAGCAGUUUUAGUUCUUAAUUGACUCUGUAUCACCUAUAUCAUUGCUAAGUGCAGAUAGCUGGGGGGUUUUUUGUUUGUUUUUUUGUUGCUCUGCCCAGUGAUCACCUGUCAGUGUCUCCUUCCUUGCAUUUUCUGUCGAGGUUUACGUUCCAUUAAUUAAUGAUCUGUUAUUUUUAUAUACAUACAUUGUGUCACGAUUGUAGUCAUGUGACUCCUCUUUCCUUUCCUGGUAGGCGGUCAACAGCUGCCAUCAAAUCAGGAUGUCUUUUGAACCGUGCAGUUUCUGACACACACAUUCUCAGUGUGCUGGUUUGCUCCUCCAAAUCUCAUCCUCAUCAUCUGUGCACUUUGGUGCUCUCAAAAUCAAAACAUACGGAUAUCUUGGACAUUUUGUUCUAAUCUACAAGCUUAAAAGAGUUGAUGUGGUUUAAGUGUGAUUCACACUGUUCUCUCAUCCGCAAUGUAAAUAUGACCUGUUUUACAUUACCAGCACCCAAUGAUACUUUGUAGGCGUUUUAGCAACCUACACUAAAACAGCUUGUAGCUUUAACACAGAUUCACUUUAAAUGUAGUUUAAAAGCCAGACGUUAACUCAAGUUUGAGGACUUAAGUACACAGAAGUCCUCUAAGAAGCUAUUUCUAAAUUUCGAGAGGCAGCUUUUCUUAACUGCCGUACUUCCUUGCUGUUGUUCCCAUAGCCGAACAAUCACUUUAAAUCUGUUUAUUCAUACCUGAUUUGAUCAAAAGUAUCAAGUUCGUCAUGGAGAUGUUUAAUGGAAUUCUGUGAAAUGGGAGUAGUAAUUUGCAGAGGACAAUUGAAUACCCCUGAUAUCGCCUUUACAAAAUAACUAGGAAUGUAUUGACAUUAACAUGUUGCUGACAUGAAGUAAUACUUCGGAUCCAAAGUUGGAGUUUCCUUAAUGAGUUGACCCUUCUUAAGUCCCGCCCCUUUUCACACAGGUGAGCAACCUUGGUCAACUUUCUCCUCUCCUGUACUUAGAUAUGCUAUGUGCUAGGCUCAUCGGUGUUGAAAAAACAACCAAAUUUUGUAGAUGCUCAAAAGACAAAAACAACAUAUCGAGAGAUAUAUAUAGUCACAGCUGAAGUUACGUAGCUAAUGUUAGCAAAAUACUAGCUAACCAGCUAGCUAAUUUAAUAAAUAAUUUAAUUUAAUUUACAUUUACAAAAUUUGGUUGUCUUUCCAACUUAGAUUAGCCUAGCACGUAGCAUAUCAAAGUACAGGAAAGCAGAUAGUUGACAGAGGUUCUGGCCGAGGUUGCUCACCUGUUAUUGGAGCACAGAGCAAAAAGGAACGGGACUUAGGAAGGAUCGAUAGAGCUACCUUUGAUGAUCCUGUUUAAAUGCCAUCCCAGUCUUUCAUGAACCUUUGCUGUGAGUGGGUGCACACACAUACACAGGAUGCAUGCAAAUGCUGUCUGUAGAGACAAGGUUUCAACAUGUGAUUCUGGUCUUGGUCUCUGAUUUUGGGAGGAGACCUGUUGGGACCAAAGCACAUGUGCCUUUAGUCUGAUUUGAUCUCUUCUGUCUUAACAGAUUAUUUUACUGGUAAUGUUUGUUGGUUUUGUGUGGUAAACCUUUAGAAACAGAUUAUUUUUGUUAAUUAUUUUUAAAUAGAAGUGAACCCUGUCCUCCCAGUCCUCUGUUUGUCUUAACAGUGUAAGCUUAUAUGUCAAGCAGAGAUGCACAGAAAACUGGGUCACUGUUUGAACCGGGGUUAUCUCCAAAGUGGGUUUUUAUUUUUCACUCAUCUCUGGUUCUUACUUACCGCUGUUUUUCUUUUAGGAGAUUGUUGUACAUUUUCUACUUGAGUUAAUUUUAUUUUGUGGUAAGAUUUCAGAUUGGCCCUAAUUAAACGUGUCUUUUCUACCAACAAGCCCAAGUUAAAUUGUGUGUGUGUUUGUGUGUGUUGGGACUAGGUUCAGGCCUCCACUCUCAUCUGUAUCUUACUUGUCAAUAAACUUCUCUCACUCUGU
Molecule: messenger RNA, 4124 nt
Organism: Morone saxatilis (striped sea-bass)
Lineage: Eukaryota; Metazoa; Chordata; Actinopteri; Moronidae
Product: polypyrimidine tract-binding protein 2-like
Exons: 17
Coding region: 98-1669 (523 amino acids)
Biological process (GO): regulation of RNA splicing; mRNA processing
Cellular component (GO): nucleus
Molecular function (GO): mRNA binding
Source: RefSeq, a predicted model, not a curated record